GCUUCGAAGCGGGUGGAGCGGACGUCCAAAUACUUCCGCCAGUUGGGAAUCAUCGGAUUCUGGGGCCAGCUGGUCUGCUCUGUUGUCGCCUCCGUGAUUCUCACCUUCUCCAUUGUCAUCUCUGGUCGGCCUACAGCUCCAGUUUCCACGUAUCUCACGUCGGCUGGAAUCGUGGCCGCAUUUCUGUCUGUCUUCUGGUCAUUUGGGUACCUCAGGCUAGCCGAUCGGCUACGCAAUGCCAUUGAAAACCCCAUGAAGGCCCCUCCUCGCUCUUCAGUGGUGGCGAAUCUCAAGAAUGGCCUCAUUAUCAACUUGCUUGGCCUAGGAGCCACUCUCCUCGGCCUCCAGGCCACUGUUGGAGUGCUCGUUGCCAAAGCCCUUACUUCCUCCACUCCCAUCUAUGGUGCUGUUGGCCUUCCCACCGGCUACAACCCUGUUCUGGCCCUCGACGUCUUCCUUGUUCAG
Molecule: messenger RNA, 465 nt
Organism: Closterium sp. Yama58-4
Lineage: Eukaryota; Viridiplantae; Streptophyta; Zygnematophyceae; Desmidiales; Closteriaceae
Source: the annotation of a GenBank genome assembly